This is a messenger RNA of Thamnophis sirtalis, 13328 nucleotides long. NCBI's taxonomy places the organism in Eukaryota, Metazoa, Chordata, Lepidosauria, Squamata, Natricidae. The record is from RefSeq and is a predicted model, not a curated record.
AUUAUAUUCCUAACAGGAAACAGCCAUUUUCAAACUAAUUUUCUUUGUCAUUUCCUUUCCAGACAGGUUUGGACAGCAGUUUGGUUGAUGGACCCAGAACAGGCCCCAUGGAAAAAGAGCCAUUCAGCCAUGGCAAAGAAGGAAGUUUAAGAGGGACCCUCCCAGCUGGCCUGGCCAAUGGCGGAGGGAAAGCAGUUGCUGGAGGAGGAGCCAUGCUAAUGGAUCCGGGCAUGUGGCUUGGCAGCCCACGCUCCGAGCAGGAAGUCACCUGGGAGAGCGCAGCUGGUGCCCUGAGCCAGGGAGGCUCUUCCAGCAAUGCCAAUUUGGAGGAUGCUCAAAACCUAGUAGCUUUCUCAGCCGCAGCCGAGGCUGCCAUGUCCUCCCAUGGAUUGCCACCUCUCCCAUCUCCUUCCACGUUAAGCAUGCAGCUGUAUGAGAAAUUCAAUGCCGAGAUGAACCAUGAGACAGAGGACGGUUUGGCGGUGCCUCCUCCCAACAGCUGCCCUGGGAUCAAGGAUCUGGAUGCCCUCAAAGCUGCGCUCACUUUGGCCAAGCAAGGCAUGAAACCACCCAACUGCAACUGUGAUGGUCCUGAGUGCCCAGACUACUUGGAAUGGCUGGAGAAGAAGAUCCAAUCAGCCAGUGGAGAAGAGGAGAGCUGCGUUGCCCAGCCCUUCAGCCAAGUUCACCAGCCCCCCUUAGACAGGGGUGCUAAUGCCAAGCAGGGGCCGGCUGCAGGCGAGCAGGCGCCCCUGUGCCCCCUGGAAGCCCUCCCCCUUUCUCAAAGUGCACUGAACAUUGCGAAGGAGAAGAACAUUAGUCUCCAGACAGCCAUUGCAAUCGAAGCCCUCACCCAGCUCUCCACUGUUCUUCCAGAGCCGACCAUGCAGGCCCCUCCCCUUCCUGGGAGUCCCAUGCAAAGCCGGGCCUUUGGCUCCAAAGAGCAGCCUCCCCUCCUCUCAGCACACAACCCCAGCAUGGUGCUACCUGUGUCUAGUGCUGGAAUGUGCCAGAGCCACCCCUCCAGAUCUGAGGUGGGUCACCACUUGCUCCCGACUCCAGUGGCAUCUUCAUUGCCCUCCUGGCCACAGGGGGUGAAAUGUGCUCAGGAUGAAGCCCCCUAUUGCCUUGACCGCAGUAAUGGCCAUCUAGAAUCUGAUGGCCUGUUUCCUACCUGCAACUCUACCCCGCUGAAGGCAGAGUUCACUGAGCGACAGAGGGAAGAUGCUAAGCUCAAGGCCAGAGACUGGGACCUGCACAUCAGCACUUCCCCAUCCUCCUUGGUCAGUGACACCAUGGCGGAGCUGGAGCAGCUGCUGGGCAGUUCUAAUGGCUGCAUGCGAUCGGUCUUUAAGCAGCCGGGAGGAAUCCCAGGCAAAGCAAGAGUGGUCAAACCAAAGCAGGAGCACCUCAUCCACAAGGAUGAAAAUGCCCACGCUGGCUGUCACAACUCCCCCUCUUCCAGCCCACAGUUGUCCCAGCUCCUGCAGGAGAGCAGUCUCCACAAGAAAACCCAGAAGGCCCUGCAGCACCACCUUCAUCACAAGCGCAGCCUCUUCCUUGACCAGAAAGGACCUCAGGGAGGGACCGAGGAGCUGCUGCCCCAGUGGUGGGCUCCCAGUGCUCAAACUCAACUGCCUCCAAAGAAGCUGGAGAAGCCAGUCAAGGAGAGGAAGAAGAAGGCUGAAAAGAGUGGCCCCGUGAAGCCAUUCCGCAAGCAGAUCCAAAUCAAGAAGUCCAGGCAGAAGGAUUCUCAGCCUCUCUUCUUGCCCAUGAGGCAGAUCAGCUUGGAGGAGUGUCGUGCAGCUGCCACUCUCAAGUGCCCAAGCAAAGAGCUUCAACCUGAACAGCUCCUCUCUUCCACUCCUACCAAGUAUUUGUCUCCCGGUUCAAUGGCCACCAGCCUUGCAGAGAAGUCUCCAUUGCAGAAGCUACUUGAAAAUAGAAGCCCAGCUUCCAACACUCAGGAAACCUGCCAUCCUGGCCAGGAGGAGACCCAGCGUUACUUCCCAGAGAAUUCUGUCUGUGAAGUUGCACCCCUAACCAGCAACCCUGUGCUGGGCACUGCUCCAUGCUCUUCUGCUGUGGCUUGCAGUGGUGGGUGUGAGGAAGCCUUCCACAGCCAUUCAACCAACUCAACAGCCCACCCGUUCUUCACCCAGAAUCCUACCGCAGUGGAUGACAAGCUGGAGGAAUUUAUCAAAGAGUUUGAGACUGAGUUUGGUGACAAUUUCAUCUUUCAGAAUCCAGAUCUUCCGGCCCCACUGCUUCUCAAUGAAGGGCCUCUGCCAGCCCAGCCCCCCUCCCCCCUGCUCCCACUCCCUUCUCUGAGCCAGUCUCCAGAGCCACCGGGUGGGUUGGGUGUUGCUCUCCAGCCUUCAGCCCAGGAGGGCACACAACCUUUGGCAGACACUCCCAAUACGGGUCUCAAAGGCUCCCUCUUACCAGGGGCCAGUCAAUCCUUGGAAAACCCCUUUGUCACUCGGUCCCCAAAACACAUAAAGAUAGAAUCAUCUGGUGCUAUUACAGUGGUCUCCACCACCUGCUUUUACUCUGAUGAAAACCAAAACCCAGACCCAGCAACCCUGGAAGAAACUCCAACCAAGAAUCAAGAGCCGUUUAUGCCAACUCUCAGUGGAUUUUUGGAAUCUCCCUUGAAAUACUUGGACACCCCAACCAAAAGUUUACUGGACACCCCUGCCAAGCGAGCUCAAGCCGAGUUUCCAACUUGUGACUGUGUGGAACAAAUAGUUGAAAAAGAUGAGGGGCCAUAUUACACUCAUCUGGGAUCUGGACCAACUGUGGCAUCCAUUAGGGAACUUAUGGAGGAACGGUAUGGUGAGAAGGGGAAAGCCAUCAGAAUUGAAAAGGUGGUCUAUACCGGGAAGGAAGGAAAGAGCUCCCGCGGUUGUCCUAUCGCAAAAUGGGUCAUCAGGAGGCACAACGUGGAAGAAAAACUGCUGUGCCUGGUGAGGCACCGUGCUGGCCACCACUGCCAGAAUGCUGUUAUUAUCAUCUUGAUCUUGGCUUGGGAGGGGAUCCCUCGGUCCCUGGGGGACACCCUCUACCAGGAGCUCACUGACACACUCACAAAAUUUGGAAACCCUACCACUCGGCGAUGUGGCCUGAAUGAUGACCGAACCUGUGCAUGUCAAGGCAAGGAUCCCAACACCUGUGGUGCUUCCUUCUCCUUUGGCUGCUCUUGGAGCAUGUAUUUCAACGGGUGCAAAUAUGCGCGGAGCAAAACUCCCAGGAAAUUCAGAUUACAGGGAGACAAUCCCAAGGAGGAAGAAGUUCUUAGAAGAAGUUUCCAGGACUUAGCUACGGAGGUUGCACCACUUUAUAAGAGACUGGCACCCCACGCCUAUCAAAACCAGGUUGCAAAUGAGGAUGUAGCAAUAGAUUGCCGACUUGGACUGAAAGAGGGACGGCCUUUCUCUGGAGUGACGGCAUGCAUGGAUUUCUGUGCUCAUGCACACAAGGACCAGCACAACCUUUACAAUGGGUGCACGGUGGUGUGUACCUUGACAAAAGAAGACAAUCGCACCCCUGGGAAGAUCCCUGAGGAUGAGCAAUUGCAUGUUCUUCCCUUGUACAAAAUGUCCACCACAGAUGAGUUUGGCAGUGAGGAGAAUCAAGCUGCAAAAAUGGGCAGCGGGGCCAUCCAGGUCCUCACCUCCUUCCCCAGAGAGGUGAGAAAGCUUCCUGAACCAGCAAAGUCUUGCAGGCAGAGGCAGCUGGAAGCCCGGAAGGCAGCUGCUGAAAAAAAGAAAAUGCAGAAAGAGAAACUGAUUACACCUGAAAAAAUCAAGCAGGACGUCCUGGAGCUCCCAACCCUCCAACAGAAUGCAGAUACAGCUUUGAAAAGUGGAUUCUCCCAGCCAGCCAUCAAAUCUUCCAUCAAGGUGGAACCUCAGAGUCAUUAUAAUGCAUUGAAGUACAAUGGGAAUGCAGUGGUGGAGAGCUACUCAGUGCUUGGCAAUUGCAGACCCUCCGACCCAUACAGCAUGAACAGUGUUUAUUCUUAUCAUUCAUACUAUGCACAACCAAAUCUGCCUUCCAUGAAUGGGUUGCAUUCGAAGUUCUCUCUUCCAUCUUUUGGGUAUUAUGGAUUUUCCAGCAACCAUAUGUUCCACUCCCAGUUUUUGAAUUACAGUGAGAACAAGAGUGCACCGUGGAUAAGCAGCCCCUAUGAGAAGAAGCCUGAUGUCCAAAACCUACAAGAUAAUUUGAGCCAUGCUUACAGAAAUACUGAAUUACUGGAUGACACACCACCCACUGUACGGAGCAAAAAUCACCAUCAGCGCACCUACGAGAAAGCCAGCAGACAUGCAAGCAAGACCCCAGUGGUGCCCCAGAGAUGUCACUCAGUCCCUGCAGAGGCCUUGUCAUUUGCACAAAACACAAAUUGUUUCAGCAACCGAACAAUCAAGCAAGAACCAAUUGAUUCCUUGGCACCCACAGAGUCCCUUUCUCAACCAUCUGCUCUCAAUGGCCUGCAUUCAAACCUGAGCCCAUCUGAUUUAUCCAGGUUAUCUCAGAAUGCUGGUCCAGAGCAACAAUGGAGCCCUUAUAAAGUCAACAGAAAUCAGUCCCAACCUGAGAGAAAUAGUAAUGCUGAAAGCUCAUGGAACAUGUUUACACCAAACGACAGUGCCAGCAUGCUUAAUGCAAGAACCCAGAAUAAAUCAAAUUUGUUUGGUUCUCAUUCAAAUGUUAGCAGGUUAUCCCAAUCCUACCUUUUGGAGAAACAGUGGAAUUUGUUUCCUGGGGAGGGGCAGAAUCUGUCACCUAGCCCUGAUCUUCUAGGGAAGUCGUGGAGCCCUUGCAAAGUGGAUGAAAGCCCAUCCCUGUUUUCUGCCAAUCCAGACCUUCAGGAGAAAGCCUGGGGCCUCGGGCAAUUGGACUUUAGUUCCAUCAAAGGGAGCUCCAGACUUCAAGAUGAACUCUGGCAUCCUAGUAAAGGAGAGGAGAGGAGAACUCCAACACCAAACACAGGUUUACAGAGCAGAUCAUGGACUUCCUUUGCAUCGUUGCCCUCUACAACCUCAAGUGUUUGUGGGGAGAAGCCCCCAUUUGCUUCCUUGAAAGAAGAAGGAAGUGCAUCAUUGCUGGGGGCUGAAAGACCCUGGGAUUCAUUCAGUUUGGAUGACAGCAUGGAAGAAACACCCGAGAAGAACAUCAAGGAAGAAGAAGAUGAUGAAGAGGUCUGGUCAGACAGUGAACACAACUUUUUGGAUGAAAACAUUGGUGGGGUGGCAGUAGCUCCAGCCCACGGCUCCAUCCUCAUUGAGUGUGCAAGGCGAGAGCUGCAUGCCACCACCCCACUGAAGAAACCGAACCGAUGUCACCCCACACGCAUCUCUCUGGUAUUCUACCAGCACAAAAACUUGAACCAGCCCAGUCACGGACUUGCCCUUUGGGAAGCAAAAAUGAAACAGCUGGCAGAAAGGGCAAGGGCGAGGCAAGAGGAGGCAGCCAGGCUCGGCCUUCAGCAAGACAUCAAAAACCUUGGCAAGAAGCGGAAGUGGGGAGGCAACUUGGCCGUUGAGCCCCAACAUAAGGAGAAGAAAGACUGGGUCCCGAAGAGGCAGGCUUUAGCCAUUCCCACCAACUCAGCGGUCACCGUGUCCUCUUAUGCUUACACCAAGGUAACGGGACCGUACAGCUGCUGGAUAUGAGAAGAGGACAGCUCUCCGGGGCCACUUUACCUCAACGCGGGCAGCACUGAAAUGUAGUGCUGGUCUGUGGUGCUUUUUCCUUUGGAGAGGAACAGAAUAUCAAGCCAGAUGUGAAGUUUCUGUACUUUCACUUGGGAGUUGAGUUAAAGACUUAUUGCUGUCAACCUUUUUCAGUAAUCUCGUAUUUAUAUCUUUGCAUUUUAAAUAUGUAUAUCACAGUAAUGGUAAAAGAAAUUUAUAGUGUCCUUUUAAAAAGGACAACUUUUUAAUUCCAUGUCCAAUACUUCUGUAUAUUGGAUUUUUAACUGCAAUUAUUACAACUCUGAAGCAGAUUAUUUGAUUAACAAAAAAGACAACACCCCACAAUAAACCAGGUACAAAUUUGCACCUGUUGGGGCUGGUAAAUAUUUUCCUUUGGAGGCCACCCAGAAAGACGGGUUUCCAAUUCAAUCAAAGGACUGUUUGAAUAAAGUUCAGUGGUUGAUGCAUGGUGGUUUCUUACUGAUUCAGUAGGUUCCAGUGGCUGAUAAAAUAUGGAGAGAAGGCAUAUGGCGUUCCAGAUAAGCAACCAUUCCCUGCUCAGUUGUCUGAACAAGAUUUAAAAGUGUUCAAUUGACAUUGCCUUCUCUGCUUCAGAUUUCAGUAAGAUGAGCUGGACCCUUUCUAGUCUUCUACCAGAUCCUGAACAGUAGCAUAAAUAGUGAAGCUUGAGCAGGAAAAAAAAGGAAGGAAAACAGAGGAUUAUGAGAUCUACCAGCAGAUACAUUUUGCUUUUGUAAAUUUCAAGGCACAUUUUAUCUCUAUCAUCAGGUAAAAGAAAAGGAUAGUGAUUCACACCACAGGCAGUAGUUUUACUGCUCCAUUUUAAAUAAUUUAUUCAGUGAGUCCAGUUUAAUUUGGAGGGAGGCAGGAAGUUUUUAAAAUGAAGUUCUCACAGAGAAGGGGAAAAAGGAAAUGAAAGUGGAAGCCAAGAAAAAUCUAGGGAAAGACAACUUAGGUAAAAUAACCUUUGGCAUCUUGAUUUCUUGCUCUUUAUUCCAUGAGAAUAAUGAAUGAAACUCCAUAGUAAGGACAUAAGAUUCCUUUUUUUAUUUUGUUAGCAGUGCUAUUUAACGUAAUUUUUAAGUUUGCAGUACUGUACUAUAUAUCCAUGCUAGUUUCCUGGGAUGGGAAACUAGUUAUGCUUAUAAUAAUAGUGACAAGCAAUGCUAAUAAUAAAAUGGCAGCUCAAACUACUGUAUCUUUAAGAAACCACUCCACAAUACCUUUAAUGAGCAAAUACACAACCUUUUUUAUCAUCUCUGGUGCAGUCGGAUUAAUAGGGGGACUUCUUACUGUAUUUUCCAGUGGUGCAGGCUUACCAAACAAAAUAGUUCCCCUUGCAAAUAGUUGUCCUAAAAUAUAAACAAAUGUAUUGCAAGAUUUAUUUUACUUUGCCACCUUUGAGAGGAAAGGAGAAGUAAACUUAUUUGGUCACUAAUUCAGUACAGCAUAGCUGGUGCUUCGAAAAUGUUGAAUCCAGUGUUUAAAACUAAUCUGUCAUUCUUAGUCUUCUCUUAAUAAGAUGCCUGAUCUUUCUAGGUAACUACAGAUCUCUGGCGCUAGAUAUUCCCUGGCCUAAAGUGAUGGUGGGAGAGCAUCCUUCCUAAAUUAGAAUUGAAUUCAGUUCAGUCCAGUUUCAUCAUUUUGCUUAAACUACAUGAACAAUAGCUUUGGGCAUUUCACUUGUUUUAUAUCACUUAUUGAUCAUAAUGACAGAAGUAUAAAUGUUUUAAAUUGCCUAUCAUGAGUAAGUGGAUCCUUGUAUGGUUUCCCCCCAAAUCAUUUGAAUUUCACCCUUUAUUAGAAAAGUUCUGAGCGAAAGCAUGAAGAGCUAUUUGGUUUUUAAAUGCUCCCAUCGAAUCUCUGUGGAAAAUACCCAUUGAACUCCAUGGAAAUUGGAGAUGGGAGCUCUCAAUCCUGGAGGUGGCACCUUUGAAACAUUUCCACAUUCUCUUUUGUGCCACCUUCAGAUUGGGAGGUGGCAACUCUUAUGAUAAAUUUAAGAAUCCUUGCCACCUUUUACUACGGGUCUUUCUGUAGAAAAACGGAGAUCUCACUCCUUCACCAGGGUAGAUCCCCACUGGCUUUAAUAAGCCAACACGAGUGGUUUCUCAGUGGUGCAGAAGGCAGAAGAAUCAAACCUUUUAAAGAUCACCUUCUGAACUUAACCGGUGCCUUUUGAGAAAAGAUGGCUUGCAGAUCCAACUCUGUACAUAACAUUUGUUUACUAGGAAACUUUCUCAGUCCUUGCGCCUCGCAGCAGGAGCAAUGGGGGGGGGGGGAAUCACUGUAGAGCAUCCUGCGUGUUUUAUGUGGUUCUGAUUUUAAACUGUAAAUAGCAAAAAAAUAAUAAUUAAAAAGCACUUUCACCAAGAUUUAAAAGAAAGAGAUACCCAAUAACUUGAAGAACAGUAUGUUUUAAAGCAGAUUAUUGUGGGAUAAAUGUAAAUAGAAACAAAAUAUUUAACAAGCUUUUCCGUCCUUAAUUUCUUUUGUUUACUGUAUUCUGUAAAAUUGCUUAUAUUUUGCAAGGAGAAUCAAUGAAUUAUAAUUGAUUUUGUAUGCAUACCUAUGAGCAUAUCAUAGCUGUUAAGGCAUUUAUAGGAAAUGUUCUGAGUGUCAUAGGAUUAUACAGACACCAGCCACUAAUUUUCCAUUGGUGUCAAUCAGCCAGGUUUCAGGGCAUCUGCACCUGCACUCAGUUAAACCCAAAGUAAAACGGUUAAUCAUUGGUCCUGAAUUGUAUCACUUCAGAGUCCAGGUACAAUUUAAGAGCCUCUUUGUUUCAAAUUAAGAUGGUUGGCAGAAGGAGAAGUAUUGAGAAGAGGUUGCUUUCAAGCAGGGGGAAUGAACUGGGCCAUGCAGUCCGUAAUGGUUCCAUCCAGGAGCCCCCUCUGAACAUCCAGUCACGAGACACAAUUUCUCUCCCUUGUUAGGCCAACUUCAUGCCUGUCUCCCAUGGAUCGUUUUGAGGUGGAUCUAUUAACUAGAAAAGAAUCUCUUCCACCCCGAUAUUUUGUAUGGUUUGUUUAAGCUUAUGUAAAUUCCUUGGUUUAGUGUCUCAUUUGGUAAAUGUCGCUGGGGCGACCUGAAAGCUUCACUUAAAUUAUUUUAGAGAACAAGAAUUUGUAAAAGUAUAUGGAAAAGAAGGGGCUCCGACACAUCUGACUUGUUGAAAUAAUAUUAGUUAUUCAAGUUCUGCCUUUGGAACUGUCCAGCCUGGAGAUUAUAAUUUUCUGAGCAGGAAAUCUUGUCCACUGGACCUUCCACAAAAGGAGGGUUCCAUGUUCUGACUCUUCAAAAACCAGGAACUACCUGAGGGUCAAGAAGUGUUGAGCUGGUAGAUCCCAAGAUCAGUUUAUACACAGAAAAGGAGAAAUGCUAAUGUAAAGGUCGGCUCCGCAGCUGCUUUUAUUUUCACUAGUAAUCAAAAAGGACCAAAUUAUGUUCUUUGUUCAAACUUGUGCAAAUCCAAAGCAAGUUAAACUGGAAUCACUAGUUUUUACUGAAAUAGCAUACCUUUUGAAGGCCUGAAUUACUGUGGUUCAAAUAUAAAGAAAUCUGGUCAUAAGUCAGUAUUAAAUCUAUAGAAUGUGAAUGCCAUCAAAAUCUGACACGUUUGUUAUUUACUGCAGUUCAAAAUCACAAAGUAAACAUACAAUUCAAAAUACAAAUAGAAAAUCACAGAAAACAGAGUUACCAUGGAUUUCAUGGUUGAUUAUACUUUUUCACAUGCCUGAUUUAACAUAAAGAUGUUUUAAGUAAAAACAAGACUGAUCCCAGAUAAAUUUAUGUUUUUAAUACAAAAAGUCAGCUGCAGUCUGAGGUUUUCAUGCUAUAUAUAAAACCUACCUCGUAUCUCAGUUGUGAAAAAAAAGUUUGCUUCAUAAUUACAUGUGAAAGAUAGAUCGAUGCACGGGAUUCUCUGCUUUAGUGUUGUGGAUAGAAGUUAGAAAUUCUUUUCAUUGGCUCUGUCAUUUUCUUCUGGUUGGUACAAUUCAGAAAAUUGUAGGACGCAGUUUAUUUGUAUUUAGGAGUGUAUGGGUAGAUGUCAUCUUAAGACUCAAAGAUGACAGAGUGGGCUGCUGUUGUGUCAACUCACAAGGAGAUUUGUAGGGCUAAUGAUGCUAUUAAUUUCUUGCAGUAAGCUUGGUGAGCACUGCCAGUUUGCACUUGUGACUGAAUAUCCUAAGAUGUAGGAAGUCAAGGUGCUAGCCACCCAGGUCAUUGCAUUGUCUUCUGUAAAAGCAUGAAUAAAUGUUCCAAGAAUUGUCUUUUGAACCAACGCGUCAAAUAUAGCUGAACAUUCAUAAAUCAACAGCAAAAUAAAUAUAAUACUGAAAUGUAUUGGAGGAAGCGUGAUGAUGGAAAGAUGUUAUUAAGUGCCAUCAAGCUUAACCCUGGUGCUAUAGGCAAAAAAAAAAAUCCAUAAUCCCUGGAAAAGUUCUUGAAAUGUUGAAUUGUGUUGCACAUGAAGACUUGGCUAGUUCUCAUUGACUUCUCUGGGAGGAGUUUGAGGUUGUUUGGCUAUAGGACACAGCCUCUGCUUUGGGCACUUGAAUCUCUUUUUGUCAAAUCAGGAGUUGUUCCCAUCAGUCAUUCUUUAUGCACAAAGUAUGGGAGGGUCAAGUGGCAGAUGUACAGUUGACACAAGUCCUUUACCAGUUUUUCAGCUUGACAAAAAUGGCUGUUUGUAUGCAAAACUUGUUACAAACAUUUAAUAGGUAUGUGUCUCCUUGUUGCUGCUUUGUGAUGAGUAGGCAGCUAAGAAGCAUCAAAAGAAGGCAUCACAGUGUAUGCCUUUUUUGCCCAACAUGCCCCCCCCCCCAGCUCCCUCAUGUGCAGGGAUUCCAUUAGGUCCAACUGAGUGGGGAAGACUGGGAACGCUCACCUAGGCUCAGCUCCCACUCAACUAUAGACAAAAGAGGAAGAAACAAAAUAUUCUGAGAUGAUUCAGCUGAUGGUGCAUAAUGCCAGGAUGUGCUUUGUAGGCUCAUUUAAAGGCAUAUUUUUCAUCAAGUAAAAUCUUGUAAUAAAAAGGUGCUACCUUGAUGAGUUCUUUAAAAACAAGUUGCUUUUUAAGGCGAGGGAACAGAUUCCAUCUUGCUUAGGUGCUAUUAUCUAACCAGAGAACUCUACAAUUAACUAAAAACAGAAAGGUUGAGUAUUUUAAAUAUUUGUAGUUUCUAAAACUUCUAUUCUGGAUCUAAAAUACCUAACUGUAUAAUCUGAUUUCAUUUACAUAUAUGUAGAUCCUGGACAGAUAACUUUGGUUUAAGUGACAGUUCUGCACUCCUAGGGCUGGUUCUGAGAAUAUAAGAUUUGUAGUUUUACAAAAUUCACAUCUCUGGAAAGGGCUUUUGGGAUCAAGCUACAAAUUGUUUGAUACAAAUGGGUAAAUGAAAACCUGUUUCUUUAAAAUAAAGAAAAGGUACUGCAACCUGUACUCACAGCAACACUUGUGCCAAUUUAGCAAGUGUGCAUGGUGCAACAAUCCAUAUUACUGUAUAUUGGUAACUAUUAUGCAAAACUAUGGGUGCUUAAUUGAAGUUUUAAGGUCACUCCGAGAGAGCAGCUAUUUGUAAAAGCAGCAUAGUUGCCACCUUACUUGGCUUGCUGGCUUGUUUGCUUUCAUUGUUACCAGCAAACACUUUAGAGCUGUCACCCCAGUGCUGCUUGCCUUGUUGAACCAUAGUUAGACAUCAGUGUGAGCAUAUUUAUUGAGGUCAAUAUCAAUCAAGAGUCCAGCCUGUUAGCAGGCUAGGUUUGGGCAGGUGGUGUGAAUGUGGAUUUGAUCAUACAAGUUUGGCUAAUCUUUAGUCUAAUAAGUCAGCUUCAACCUGCUAUUAUGGCUUUGUGUAUUUGCUAUUUGUAAGUAGAUGUGUCUAAAACUUUUACAAAAUACUAUUUUGGUGCUAUUUAUUUUCCAUUUCUUCAGUCUCUCUUCACUUUGGUUCACAGAAUUUGCUUAAAGUGAAUAGAAUCAGGAUUUUCUCAUAUAAGCUUGCUGUUACCACAAUACAUUCAAAAUACCUCAGAAAACAGAGUAUUGUGGCAACCUGUGAUUCAGUUAUAAAUAAUGGCAUGGCUGCAAAUAUUAGAAAUAAGAUUAUGUAUUUUAUUAAUUCAACACUGUACUUGACAUCUUAGUAACUGUACAGCCUUUUGCAUUCUAUUCUUGGGCAAUUUCUCACUUUCAAUGUUAAUGAACUAUCUUGAGGAAUAUUCUAGACUAGAGCAUUUAAGAGAUGGUGCAUUCUUUACAGGGCCUUCCUGAAAUAGCUCAUAGCAGAAUGUGACCCACAAGAGAAAAUAGUUUUUGAAGUAACAUCUUAAGAAAAAUAUGAUCAGUAAUAAAAUAGUUGUUUUAAUUAAAAAUAAAAAAUUGGCAUAAUUGAUGGAUUUAAGAAAGUUUUUCUCUCUUUUUCUGCAAAAGCAUUUUUCUUAUAAAAGUUUUUGGGGUAGGUUCAACAGGAUCCUGAUUUUAUUAUCAGGCACAACCAAAAAAAGGACAUGACUUUUCAAAGCUACCAUCGAGUGAUUCUUAUAUGGCUGAUUAGUAAAAUGAAAGCAAGAUUAGUGCUGGAUGAUCAUGACAAAAUUUAACCCGAUAUGCAAAACUAGUGAUAUACCUAAGUGGAUUAAACCUUCAGUAAAAAUAUCUUUAAAUGAUGCCACUUUACACUUUUAAUAUCUGGAACAUUGCUUUCAAGAUGGCAAAAUGUAGCUGGUACAUUGAAGAGCAAACUAAUCUUAUUACUGUCCCUUUUAAAAGCAAUGAAUGCAUUGAGACUUUGCAUGCAGAAAGAUUAUUAUUACAUGGUCAAAACAUGUUUUUUUUAAAAAAAGUUUUUAUUAUUCUUGCCCAAGCAUAGUAAAGCAAACUGGCUAUGUUUUCUUCUGCUCCAGUUUCAGGGAUUUAUUGUUAUUUUACGAUGUUUGGUUGAGCACCUGCUUUUGGAGAUUUACUCCCUGCUAUUCAGUCUAUGGAAAUAUCUAUUUAGCUGGCUUUUGGCAUUUAUUUUUUAUUCAUAUCUGUCUUCUAAACAAAUGUUAUAUCAGUCUUUUAGAUGCUUUUUUUAAUUUAAAGAAAUGAGGAAAAUACCAGUUUGGAUUUGGCAGACUAAUUCAGUUAACAGAAGGCUGUGACUACUCAAGGGGUUGGAUUUCUUGUCUCCUUGAAUUCACAUUUGGUAAAUGAGACCUCCAGCGGAGGCUACCUUGUGACCCCACGUGAAGAUUUCUUUGUUGAUUUGACUAUGGCUACUUGAAAUGAAGUUUUAUCUGGGGUUGGUUGACAACAGUAGAUUUACAAUGUCUCAAGGCAAUAGGACUUGUGUAUUAAACUGUAGAUAACCUUAGUACAGUAAGUCUAUGCUGAUAAUUUUAUUUUGUAUAAUUUCCUUAUUUUUUCUUUCAUACUUUUCCCCCAUCAAUGUCUUGGCAAAUUUAUUUUUAGGAUGCAAAAAAUGGCAAGUAUGAAUCUUUCUUUUUUUUAAUUUGUAUUUUAUUAUGUUACACAGCCAACUGGUUUGUGAAAUGUAUUAUUCCGGAUAUCUUAAACUAUUGUGGGUGUUUUAAUAAAUUUUAUAUUUAUUUUUUGCA